Molecule: messenger RNA, 25696 nt
Organism: Pelobates cultripes (western spadefoot toad)
Lineage: Eukaryota; Metazoa; Chordata; Amphibia; Anura; Pelobatidae
Source: the annotation of a GenBank genome assembly
CGUCAUGCUGGCUGAGACGGUCAGAUGUCGGAAGCCCCGCCCAUUGCACUACCGUAUAUGGUGUAUAGCGGGCGAUUCUUAAAGGGACCGCUGCAGCACGCCUCCUCUUCUUCUCUUACCAGCCAGGUUGCAUGCUGUGUAAUCUUCCUCCUCUGAACAAUGUCUGACAAACUCACCUACAAAGUUGGUAAGCGCUGCAAUGCAAGCUUAUAGGCUGUAUCACUGCACCUCUGCAGCUUUUAAAAAGAAAAAAAAAAUAUUUUUUAUUACCAUUUAAAUUUUAGCCAUGAAAUAUCCUCCCAUGCUUCCUUACCAUGCUUUCUCCCUUGCAGACAGACUGUAUUCCCAUUAAAGCAACAGUUUGGUUAUUCUCAUAAGGAUUAAGAAUGCAACAUUUAUAGAAUGUUGGGUUCCUUACCAUUCUGUAGGAGACUUACUUAUUUAUUUAUAUAUACACACCCACCACGUUAUCUUACAAGUCUUUGGUUCUUGUUUUUUGCUGUUAUUAAUGCAUGUAAUCAAGAAAUAUGACCCAUUAACAGGUUAAACUGUGUUGUGUGGUUUUUAUUUUAAUAUAAUAGUGGGGUGAUGAGAUUUCUCUAUCCAGCAAACCAGGGAUGGUACAGCACACAUGUUUAUAUGGGUUUAGCAGUUGUAUUCAAUUUAAAUGAGUAAUGCAGCUGUUGCAUCCUUUCAAGCACCUGUCAGGCAACCUGCUUUUAAAAUCUCACUGUAUUAUCCAAUGCAGGAGUGCAGGCUAAGCAGCCCACGUUAAAAAAAAAAAAAAAGCUUUAUGUUGUAUAUCUGAUUAUUGCUUACUCACUGUGCAAUGUAUGAUCUGAUUAUUUUGUUCCCUCUGUCUCUGUUGUAUAACAGGUUGUAUGUGCCCUAAAGCCAGGGAUCUUACACAAUUAAGGCCACGUUAAAAUCCCUAUCGAUCAGCAUGCUUCUUUUUUUUCACCCAGCUCAGCAUGACCGAGGUUUCUGGGGGAUGUAGUUUCUAUGUUGGAAUGCCUAGUGAAAUUCUAUAGACAUGGGAACUACAACUCCCGGCAGGCACCGAGGGCAGGCAGCUGUCACAUGUAAGAGGAGGUGACAGGCUGACAGAAGCCAGACAGACUUGCAAGGCAGCUAAUCAGAGCAGCUCUAUGGGGGGAACAAAAACUAUACAGUAUCCUGUUUUAUAUGAAUUAAAUAGACUCAUUCAAUGUGAGCAUUUAACCAUGUAUUAGGGUGUUUGCCACUAUCUGACAUUUAAAGUUAAAAUAAAUCUAAGGAUAUUUUGCAGCUGAUAAAUCUGUUAUUUUAAUAAAAAAAAAUAUAUAUAUAUAUAUAUAUAUAUAUAUAUAUAUAUAUAUAUAUAUAUAUAUAUAUAUAUAUAUAUAUAUAUAUAUUUUUUUUUUAAUUAAUUAAUUAAAUAUCCACCAAUUUACGCCUUUCCACAUAUGAUAUUAUCAGAACAUCUCCGUAUAUAUCCCACAUGCAUGAGGUUUACAGGUCCACCAUGUUGUGUGUUUAUUUUUAAUUUAUUUUGUUUUUGGUAGUGUUGACUGUGAAUGCGUAAAACGUCCUCCCAUGGAAAAGGUGUAAUUCAAAUACUGCAAAUGAAAAUUGUAGAGUGUUAUUCACUAAAGUGUAACAUGUCAGGAAUUCAAUGUAGUUUUGAACUUGUUUGAAUUAUUACCAUUUGUGUUGUGCUGCGUAUGCCAUACAUUCUCCCCUAAUUGUACAGCUCUGUGAAAUAUGUUGGCGCGUUAUAGAUGCCAGUAAUAAAAUCAAUCCAUAAAAUGUUUGUUUUCUGCACCAUUCAUCCAGUAAUGCAGUGGCUGAUCCUCUUAUUCAACCCAACGCUUCUAAUAACAAAAGUAUUGGGGACUUACUGGGCAUCUUCUCAGCCAAUUGGAUGCUUCUCAUGCAGAGCACUAAAUCCAAUGCUUCUCUUUAUAAAUAAAUUAAUAAUAAAAUAAAAAAAUACAAGUAUUUUUUACGAAGGCACCAAAGGAAGGUUUUCAAUUUGCCAUCCGAGCGAGCAUCCAGACAAAUGUAAACAUUGCGGUUUUGUUAUAGAGGCAUCAAUGUUUACAUUUAUCAGACUGCAGGGAAAGGGUCUAUGCACCAAAACCACUGCAUGUAGAUUUUACCACAUACUCUAGAUGUAGUGGGUUUUAUUGAUUGAUGUCGUUUAUAAACUGCUUCCAGCAUAUCCCACUGUGGUCUCUGUUUCACAAGGUUUAAAGGGACACCGUAGGCACUGUAUCUGCUUCAUCUCAUUAAACUGGUUAUAGUGUCUGGAGUCCUCUGGUACCAUCAUUUCUUUCAGCGUUAAACCGUUUUUAACGCUAAACGAGAGUCCCCAGCAGUCCAUCCCCUCUGAUGCUAUGGCUUAUGAGGAGGUAUUAGCCUGGACAGCAAUGGGCAGCUGUGAUUGGCUGAGAGUGUCAGCUGACUGCUUUUAUCCUGUCAGAGCUCCAACUGACGGUAUGACCACAAGGAAUUGUGUAAUCUCUGCCUUAGCUACCAAUACAGAAAGGGCCGGACUGUGGGUGGCCAGGGACUCUUUUAUUUUGUAGCAUACUGCACAAAUAUGGUACAACACUGAAUGGAGGGACGGUGCCAGGGCACUCCAGGCAGUGUAACCAAAUCAAAGAGACAAAAAUGGUUAUAGUAACUAAAGUAUCCCUUUAAUCCCCGAAGCAGUGGUGUUUUGUAAUUAUGUAAAAAAGUAUUUUUUUUGAAAAGUGUUCUAAUACACUAAAAGAGAAGCAGUCGCCAUGGAAACCAGUGGAACUAGCAGGCUUAUUGUAUUAGUAACUGUCACUUUUCCACAUUUGCACCAAUUUUAAAGAGACAAUUUUUGUAUAUAAAAAUUGUUAAAUAAAUGUAUAAACUCUAAUAUAUCUUACGUUCUGACUGAAAGAAGAAACUGCUUCCAGAAAGUGCACUCCAACCCUCCUUUUGUAAAAUACAAAAUCUAUCUUGAAUGAGUGUGUGACAAAAUCACAACCUGAGAGUCAAAGGAACAGGUUGAAGAAGAAGGGAGGAAAACGGUUUAAUGCAUUUGUCUGCUCGCUUUAAGCUGUGUAUAGUUAGUAACCAUUUGCUGAAAUAUUGCUUCGAAUCCUGAGCAGGUUCACUCCCUUGAUUACAUGCCCAUUGCUGCACAAAACGUUUAAUUGUACAAAUGCUGACAUUGUCUGCUCCUUCCAGCUGACAUCAGCCUGGCAGAAUGGGGCCGGAAGUCGAUUGAGAUUGCGGAGAAUGAGAUGCCCGGAUUAAUGAAGAUGAGGGAAAUGUACUCUGAGACCAAGCCUCUGAAAGGAGCAAGGAUUGCUGGGUGCCUCCACAUGACGCUCCAGACCGCAGUGCUUAUAGAGACUCUCACGGCACUCGGAGCUGAGGUAAUGUCUGUGAUCUUGCAGUUUUUUUGUGUACACCGUAAAGUCUGCAAUAAGUUUGGCAAUUAUGUCUGGUAAACAAUAACUGCUUGGUAUCAGCUAAAUUAGCGAUCUAGUAUCAUGAAGAGUGCAGCCAAGGUAUACUGCCCUUACUCCAUGAUGCACUUGGGUAUCUGCUUCCAAAGUGCCUUCCAAGAACAUGUGCACUCAGACGUUCCUCCUAUAAUGUCCGCACAGCUACUCUCAUUAAGGGUGUUGAAAUAAUUUGGAUCGUAUGUGGAUGUGCUUUGUAAAUUCAAAAAUAAAAUGUUGGGUAAAUCAAACAUGUAGCUCAUUCUGCAACUUACCGUUGGUUUUAUAUUCUGUAUGCAAAAAUCCUGGUCUGGGUACAGUGUCCCUGUCCUUCUAACCAUUUUUAGAAAGAAUCUGCAGUGUUUACAUGGCUCUCAGUAAAACUUGUUUGUGAUGUGGAAGCCACCGUUAAAAAGCAUCGAUUCAAUGCUUUUGUGUGGGAAAACUCGAUUGCACACUAUGCGAAUGCACAAUAGGUCCCUCAGUGCUACGCUAUGAGGAGCCUUGAAUUGGACUAUAGUGGUGGAGACCAUGCCUCUUCCAUGAUGUCACAUGAGGUGGAGAGUUAAGUCUUCCCCAUGUAGUCUCCGUGCUGGAAAUUAAUUUUUUUUUUUUAAAUAUAUAUAUAUAUAUAUAUAUAUAUAUAUAUAUAUAUAUAUAUAUAUAUAUAUAUAUAUAUAUAUAUAUAUAUAUAUAUAUAAAUAUAUAAUUUUUUUUUUUUUUUUUAUAUUACAGGCAGGAGGGGUGAGUCUGUGUGAUUUUUGGGGACAGGAGCACAAUAAUUAAUGCUAUCAUGUUCCUUUAUUAACCUAACAGUUGAGAAAAAUGAUGGCAAUUAAUGACAUACAUAUGUAUUAAAGGUCAUUUUAACAUGAAUUUUAUCUAUACGCUGUGCUGGCAGGAUGAUUAGUGAAUGUACAGAUAGCUAAUCAUAAAGCAAAAUAAUCAAGGUCAGAACAAUUGCUUAAUAGACUUGCAGAAACAGACCUUUUUUGUUCUUUUUCAACUAUCAUAACAAGGGCUGCUUAAAAUACUAGUUGAACAGAUUAUCAUAAAAUGUAAACUUUCUGACUGCACACUAAUUUUGCUAAGUCACAUUUUGUAUUUAGGAGUUUGCAAUCUUACUAGGAAAAAGUACAAUACAGAAUAGAUUAUAGCAUAUGCAGGCUGAGCAUAUAGCUUACUAGCAGCUAAACACCUGGAACUGGACAUAUGGUGACAAUUUAUAUUAAAAUGUUUUUAAUCUGUUUCCUUCCAGUUUUGGGUUUUCUGUAACACUCAGGGUUGAAGUAGCAGUUAUAACUUAAAAUCCAGCUGGUCAAACAUAAAGGAAACUCUAGAUCUGGGGUUCCCAAUUAAUUUUUCCUGUGGAACCCUUUGACAGUGUAUCCACAUUGUGGAAACAACCCCCCUCCCCCUGUGGUUUUUUUUUUAUUUUUAUUUUUUUGUGUAUGUGCUGGUGUGUCACGGCCAUUUUGUUUCCUGAAAUUUUGGCGGAACAGCAACUGGGGGAAACGCUGCCUUAGAUGAAAUGUCAGGAAAUUCUUGUUAACUUGGCGUGUGUGUGUGUGUGUAUGUGUAUAUAUGUGUGUGUGUGUAUAUAUAUAUAUAUAAUUUUUCGUAUUCUGCGUAAACAAUAGUGCAAAGGCGCUGCCAACAUAUGGCGGUUGUUAAAAUAUUGUGCAAAAACACAAUAGUACAGAAGAGCCCUAUGACAAGGCAGAAUCCCUUUGGUUACCAAAGCUAAAGAAGAGAGUGAAACUGAAAGGGGGAAAGGAAAUAUAUGGAUCUGAAAGCCAAGACAGAAGGAGGGCCAGCAAGCUUCCCCUUGCUCUGGUGCCAGUCUCUCGCAACCAAAGUGUUCAUUGUUUAAAUAGUCAAACCAUGGGGACCACCAUCUUAUUUCGAAUAGUUUCAUAAAGAUACUCAUUGACUGUUGGUAUUCCAUAAAAAUUCAAACACAGUCAAGAUACCUAAUUUGUCUUGUAAGAAAUUUUUGAUUUAAACAUUCCUUUUUUUUAAUUUAUUUAUUUUUUAAUAUAAGCAUUCACACUACACUUUAUUGUCCACAAAGGGAUUUAAGCAAAGUAAGUUUUAUUCUCAUUUAAGUAGUUCCAUGCAUUUACUUCAAACCGCUUAGUAUCUAGAUAUAUCCACUUAAGUAUACCUCACCAUUAGACGGGCUUGGUUGUCGCCUCACUGCACAGGACUGGGGGAACUCAAGCAGUCAGGUUCGGAGAGACCCUCUCUUCUGAGAACAGCAGAAACCAGUAACACGCAUCCACAUUACAGGUGGGUAGUUCUCCAAGUGAGAGCAAGAUUCUCUUAGUCUUAUAUACCUGUCUUCAAGUACAGUCAGUAGUUCCUUAUCAGUGCAGCCCAGCAAAAUACCUUGAUACAAGCGGCUGGAUGGACCUAGCAGUUGGCCAGACUGUUCAGGACCACCAGAACUCAUGCCAAGUCUUGUGCGGUUAAUUAGCACUUAUAUACAAGCUUUCUUUGUACUGUUCUAGAGAUGGCAACAUAAGUUGUUUGUGUGUUUUUUUUGUUUUUUUUUUGUUUUUUUUAUGGCAACAUAAGUUUCUCAAACUCCUGAAGUGCUGUCCGGUUAUAGUGCUGUGUCAGCUUAUUUUUUUUUUUUAAUUCUUUAUUUUUCAUGUGCUCAGAUUAACAGCAAGCACGCAGAGCCAAGACCGCUUCUGCACGUAUUUUCCUAACAUUUUGCAGUGUAGACGGCACUUUUUUAAUUUUAUUUUAUAGAACAUGAGGAAUACAGACAGUUUAACAUAAAGGUAAUAUAGAUUAGCAUGCUAGACCGAACGUACAUUUGACAUGGCUAGUAGCGCUGAGGUUUGUAAGUCGAAGGCAUUUCAGGUGCGAGAAAACUACAUGCUAUACCGAUUAACAUUUCUUAGGUUAGGUCCUUGAACGUCUGAUUAAGGUGCACAUUUUAAAGGAUAAAAUAAUAAUCAUGAGACACAGGCUAGCCAUUUUCGAUAGAUCUAAGAUGAGAAACAAAACUGAGUCCUGGCUAGCAUAACUUAUUAUUACUGGCUGGUUGCCAGCAAGGCUAGUCAGACAAGCUAGUCUAAAGCAGCGAUUAUGACAUUACUUGCUAAACACGGACAUGCUAGAUCUUGCUAAGUGAAACAGUUGAGUGACAGUUGUAAAAAUUACGAUUUGUGUGAAAUAUAAAAAAAAUGAUUCUAGUGACUACCUAUCAGUCGCUAUGUAGUUGGGUGCCCAGCGGAUGAAUUAACGUUGAGAUAUUAGUCAGGCUAGGUAACUGGUGGGAUGUAAAAUUAAAGUAAUAACAAAACAUGCAUGGUUUAUCAUAUGAGCUUGACAUUGUUAAACUUUCACGGGUCAGCUGUAAAACACUGUGAUGAAACAACAUGUCUACUCAAUUGUAACAGUGAUAACAUUCCUUAUUUUUGUGUUUUUGAAAGAUUAUACAGUUGGUGUAUGUGCACUGAUAAAACAGAUUGUUACAGAAAUGGAAUAAACAAACAGGAAGGGUUCGUAACAAUGUAACAGACUAGAAUAGAGUAUGAUAUGUUGCAUAGUCCUUUCGAGGUUAGAUGGCAAUCAGUCAGUGUAUUAUGUAGGCUUUGGCUCAAGUUAAAAGUGUACAGCUUUAUGACUGGACUGUGCAGCUUGGUUUAACAUGUCGAGGAACAAUUAAGCUGGGUUAGGUAUGACUAGGUUUGAUAGCUUUUGUGUAUUUGUCUUGUCCACUUGUGGACGGUGGUGUGCUUGCUUCCGUUCACCUUGUAUCAGGUAUCUCUGUGCUGGGCCCCAUUUUGGGUGUGAAGACGGGCCAUGUAUUCCAUUGUGUUGGUUUAUAUUCAUUCUGGUGUUGUCUGUGGGCUUUUGGUUGAUUUAUGAGGAGUGUGGGAAGGGCCCUUGGGGGUCAUGCCAUGAUGCUGGGAGGAUGUUCCCCUGGAGGCCAUUUUUUCUAGGUGCCGUCCUGGCGUUAGUCUUGUGUCUACAGUACUUUUUGGUUAUGUUGAGUGCUCUCACCCAAAGGUUUGGAAUGGCCUGGGGAGCGAUCUGUUAGUCAUUGUUGUGUAUUCCUCUUUUUAAUAAAAACAAGGCAUUUAUGUUGACAUCUUGGACGAAAUUGCUGAGUGGAAGGGGAGAUGUCCAACUUGGCAGGUGGUUGUUGUUGUUAAUAAUAAUUAUCACCACCAUUUAUAUAGCGCCAACAGAUUCCGUAGUGCUUAACUAUAAAUAGGACAAUUACAAGAAAACUUACAGGAACGAUAGGUUGAAGAGGACCCUGCUCAAACGAGCUUACAGUCUAUACGAGGUGGGUUAUAAGACACGUUAGGACAGGAAAUAUGAAUCAAAGAGGGUGGGAGUGAAGCAGAGCUAUAGGAGAGAGUAAAGUGCUGCCCUUUAGGAGAGAGCAAGAGACAGGUAUGUGAGGUAGAGGUUACUCUGGGAGGCCAUAAGCUUUCCUGAAGAGAUGGGUUUUUAGGCUCUUCUUAAAUGAUUGAAGACUAGGGGAGAGUCUGAUGGCGGUAGGCAGGCUAUUCCAUAGGAAAGGAGCCACCUGCGAGCGGUCCUGCAAGUGCGAGUUGGCCGUACGGGUGUGAGCAGCGGUCAGGAGGUGGUCACGGGCAGAGCGGAGGGAACGAGGAGGGGCAUACUUCUGGAUCAUUGAGGAGAUAUAAGAGGGGCUAGAAUUGUCCAGUGCUUUAAAUGUAUGGGUUAGCACUUUGAAUUGACUCCUAUAGGAUACAGGGAGACCAUGUAAGGACUGGCAGAGGGGUGAUGUGUGAGAGGACCGACUAGAGAGGAAAAUCAGACUAGCUGCAGCAUUCAUUAGACUGUAGCUUUUGGGGAGACCCCUCAGGAGAGGGUUAUAGUAAUCCAUGCGGGAAAUUACUAGAGCAUGGACACGCUCUUUGGUUGCAUCUUGUGUAAGAAAGGGGCGGAUGCAGGCUAUGUUUUUGAGUUGGAACCUACAGGAUUUGGCAACAAACUGGAUGUGAGGUUUAAAGGUGAGACCAGAGUCAAGUAUGACGUCAAGACAGCGUGCUUGCAAGGAUGGACUUAUGUGGAUAUCACUGACUUGAAGGGAGAGCGAGAGAGGAGGAUCAGUAUUAGGAGGAGGAAAGACAAUGAGUUCAGUUUUAGAGAGAUUGUGUUUCAGAAAGCGUGAGGACAUCGUCAGAAAUGGAAGAAAGGCAAGCAGUGACACGUUGCAGGAUGGCAGGGGAGAGGUCCGGGGAGGAGAGGUAUAUCUGAGUGUCAUCAACGUACAGGUGGUAGUUGAAGCCAAAAGAGGCAAUAAGCUUGCCAAGAGAGGCAGUAUAAAGAGAAAAUAGAAUGGACCAAGGACCGAGCCUUGGGGAACUCCAACCGAGACAGGACGAGGGGAGGAGGUAUGCUUGGUAAAGGAGACACUGAAUGAGCGUUGGGAGAGAUAGGAGGAAAAUCAAGAGAGGACAGAGACCGAGUGAUUGAAGAGUUUGAUGGAGGAGAGCAUGAUCAACGGUGUCAAAGGCAGCAGAGAGGUCAAGGAGAAUUAAUAUGGAGUAGUGACCUUUUGGAUUUAGCUGCGAUUUAGGUCAUUAGUGACUUUGAGAGCAGUCUCAGUAGAGUGGAGAGGGCGGAAGCCAGACUGAAGAGGGUCAAGGAGAGAGUUGGAAUCGAGGAAGCAAGACACACGGGUAAAGACAAGUCUUUCCAAAAGCUUUGAGAAAGGGAGCAGGGAUAUUGGAUGAUAGUUAGAGGGGAAGGGUGUGGUGUGUGUGUGUGUGUUUUUUUUUUUGUUUUUUUUUAAUCAGGAUAGGUACUACAGUGGCAUGUUUAAGGUCAGCAGGAACAGUGCCAGAAGAGAGAAGUUAAAGAUGUGUGUUAGGGUAGGCACAAGACAAGGGGCGAGAGAUCUGAUGAGGUGGGAUGGGACUGGAUCGAGCGGGCAAGUGGUGGGGCGAGAGGAAUGGAGAAGCGCAGCUACCUCUUGUUCAAUAGUUUCUAUAUUGUAAGGGGCCCAGGCUCUGCUUAUGUCAAGUCCUGCAGGGAUGUGUGCUGUGAGUCCUGGGUGUAGCUGUUUCAAUAUUGUAAGGGGCCCAGGCUCUGCUUAUGGCAAGUCCAAUAAAAUAUUAUGUUCAUCUAUUGUGGCUUACAUUUUUCAAGCCUGUUAUAGGUUCAUUGCAAAUCACUGUUUGCUGAAUUGGCACUGCUUUUUAAGAUUAAAUAUUGACUUUAUAUUUUGCAGCGUUUAUUUUUAUGAAAAUGUUGUUUGUGGUUUUUUUUUUUGUUUGUUUUUUUAUACCAUGUUCACAAAGUCCAUCGCAAACUUGCAAUUAUACUUGUUUGCUCUGUUGACCAUUAACCCUAUAACGUGACAUGCCAGCUUACAACUUUAAAGAUAUAGUUGUGAUAGUGACGAAUGGGACUUCUUUAACUGAGUGCUUCACUAUCUCUCAUCAUCUUCUUGCAGGUGCAGUGGUCCAGCUGUAACAUCUUCUCCACACAGGAUCAUGCAGCAGCAGCUAUUGCAAAAACUGGCGUCCCAGGUAGCAAUCAGUCUAUUUAUUCCUAAAGUAUACUGAGGUCAGAGGUGACUGUAUUCAUUUUAUUUUGGUAAAAUAACUUUGCAGCCAGUCCCCCUACCCUUUCCUAGGCAUUUGAGUAUAAAAAAAUAACAGUAUGUCCAAACCUUUGACCUGGAGGCACUUUUAUAUGUCACCCUCUAAGGCUCUUGAUAUAUGAUGUAAUUAAAGGAACACUAUAGGGUCAGGAACAUAAACCUGUAUUCCUGACCCUAUCGUGUUAAAACCACCAUCUAGCCCCCCUGCCCUCUCCUAAAUAUAGUAAAAUAGCACUUGUAUUCCAGUCUGAUAUGCCUGCUUGGCUGACAUCAUCAGAAGUGAUUCUCUGAGCCAAUCACAAUACUUUUAUAGGAUUGACUGAGACCCUCAAGGAGGCAGAUCAGAGCCAGCACAAGCCAAAACACAGCCCUGGCAAAUCAGUAUCUUCUCAUAGAGAUGCAUUGAAUCCAUGUAUCUCUAUGAGGAAAUUUCAGUAUAUUCAUGCAGAGGGUGGAGAUACUGAACGGCAGUACUGCACAGUGUGCAGCACUGCCCCAGGAAGAACCUCUAGUAGGCAUCUGAGGAGUGGCCAGUGGAGGUAUCACUAGGCUGUAAUGUAAACACUGCCUUUUCUCUGAAAAGACAGUGUUUACUGCAAAAAGCCUGAAGGGAAUGAUUACACCCACCAGAACAAAUACAAUAAGCUGCAGUUGUUUUGGUGACUAGAGUGUCCCUUUAAAUACAUUUUCAAGGCAAACGUUGAUUUCUAGGGACUUCAGUAAAGGAGCUGAAUGGGGACAAGCAGAUAGGAAAAGUCUAAAAAUGGAAAAAUGGUCAGUUGAGGGUAAACAAAGUAGGACUGGAUGGUGAAAUGAAAAUGGUGUCAGAGGCGGCUCUCUUUAGGCGGCCGCAUAAGGCCUCGCGGCCUCCUAAAUCACCUUUGGGCAGAGGGGGCUCAGCGGUUUGCCCAUAAUGCCGCCGGGUGCAUGGUCCCUCACAUCUGCCCAGAGAGCCAGCCUUCAGUCUACAGCUCCGCUGGGUGUGAGCUGGAGACUGAAGUGUCUCGCGGUCCUCAGCCAAUCAGAGCGUUGCCGCAGGUUACCACAACCCUCCUUCCCUCACUGCCGCUUGCUGCCUGCCACCCCUACUUCCCUUACUGCCGCCUGUCACCCCCUCCUUCCCUUAAUGCGACAGGGUAAGUGUGGCACGGUUGGAAGAGGGAGUGUGACAGGAAGAGGAGUGGUGAGCUUGACAAUGUGUGUAACAGGAUUAGGGGGGUUAAUGUGAUAGGGUGAGUGGCAGAGCGAGGGGAGAGGAGUGCGGUUUGGUUGGAGGGGGUAAGUGUGACAGGAUCAGGAGGGGUUAGUGUGUGUGUGUGUGUGUGUGUGGAGAUGGUGAGAGGGUGGCAGUGAGGGAAGGAGGGGGUGACAGGUGGUAGUGCUAGGGAAGGAGGGGGUGACAGGUGGUAGUGCUAGGGAAGGAGAGGAUGACAUGGGUCAGUGUUGGAGAAGGAGGGAGAGACAGGUGGCAGUGUGUGGGAAGGAGGGAGAGACAGUGAGGGAUAGGAGGGGCUGCCACCUGUCUCCCCCUCGUACCCUCACGCUGCCACCCUCUUACCAUCCUCUAACACACACAGUCACCCCCUUAACCCUGCCACACUCACAUUAACCCCUCCUGAUCUUGUCACACUUACCCCCUCCAACCAAACCGCACUCACCUCCCCUCGCUCUGCCACACUCACCUUAUCAAAUUAACCCCCCAAUCCUGUUACUCACCUUUUCUCACUGUCACGCUCCCUCUUCCAACCGUGCCACUCUUACCCUGUCGCAUUAACACCUCUAAUCCUGUCACACUCACCCUGUCAAUUAACCCCCUGAAAAUAAACCUCACAUUCACCUCCCCUUUCCCCAUCACACUCACUCUGCCAACCAAUGCCACAUUCACCCAAUCCUGUGAUACUCAUCUCCCCAACCAUGCCAUAUUCACCCUGUCACAUUAACAAUUAAAUCCUGUAAUACUUACCUCCACUCACCCUGUAACAUCCCCUCCUCCAACCAUGUCACACUUGCUCUUCUUUAUUCUUUCCACUAACAUCCCAACCCUGUCUCAUUCACCCCUUCGUCCCGUCACACUCACCCUGCCACAGAUGCCAAUUUAUUCACAGAAACAUACAAGAAUACUCGCUGUAAGACACACACGCUCAAGCACAUAUACAGGUAGACAAUGCCAGACACACUCAGAAAUACACACAGGCAGAUAUACACAUUGUGACUGACUGUAUGUAUGUAUUGGUCAAUAUUUUUGUCUCUGCAUCAGUGUGUGUGAAUGCAUGUGCAUGUAUUAGAGUUUUAUAUGUGUGCAUGUAUUAGUGUGUCUCUGCCUGCAAUGUGAGGGUGGUAUGGUAUAGGUUGUGCAAAGGUAAAGUUGAAAGCAACAUAUACCGUAUAUACUAGAGUAUAAGACGAGUUUUUCGGCACAUUUUUUUUUUGUUCUGAAAAACCACCACUCGUCUUUUAUACUCGAGUGAGGAUCUGUAUUAUGGCAACUUACAUUGCGAUAAUACAGACAAGGACCGCCGGGCUCAUUACAAGCCCGGCAGUCCUGUUGGGGGCUGGCAGGAAGCGUUUACUUACCUUUCCUGCAGCUCCCGUCAGCUCCCUUCUCUCUCCUCCGGUCAGCUCCCCUGCAAGUCUCGCGAGAGCCGCGGACUCAGACCGCGAGACUUACAGGGGAGCUGACCGGACCGCAGGAGAGAGAAUGGAGCUGACAGGAGCUGCAGGAAAGGUAAGUAAACGCUUCCUGCCAGCCCCCUUCUACACAGUGCACACCACUGGACCACCAGGGAAUGAGCCCCCCUCCCUGGCCAGCUAACAAGCAGGGAGGGGGGGGGGUGAAAAAAAACAAACAAAUUUAAAUAAAAUAACAUACAAAUAUUAAUAUAUAAAAAUGCCCACCCCCACCAAGGCUCUGCAUCACAUACACACAUACACACACACACAUACAUACACCCACACUCUGCACUCAUAUACAUACACACACACACACAAACACACACACACACACACACACACUGCACUCAUAUACAUACACACACACACACACACACACACACACACAUCUAUAUAUCUAUAUAUCUAUAUAUAUAUAUAUAUAUCUAUAUAUAUAUAUAUAUAUAUACACACACACUCUGCACUCAUAUAUAUAUAUACAUACAUAAACAAACACACACACACUCUGCACUCAUAUACAUACACACACACACACACACACACACACUCUGCACUCAUAUACAUACACACACUCAUAUACACACACACACGCACUCUGCAAUCAUAUAUACACACACUCUGCAUUCAAAUAUUCAAUUAAUAUAAUUUUUGGGGGAUCUAAUUUUAUUUAUAAAUUUACCAGUAGCUUCUGCAUUUCCCACCCUAGUCUUAUACUCGAGUCAAUAAGUUUUCCCAGUUUUUUGGGGUAAAAUUAGGGGUCUCGACUUAUAUUCGGGUCGACUUAUACUCGAGUAUAUACGGUAUAUUAUAUUCAUUCAUUCAUACAUACAUACAUACAUAUACAAUAUGUUGGGAAACACAUAUAGAAUAAUAUACAUGUAAAGUAUUCUAGCAUAUGUGGGGAAAAAAUGUCUGACACUGUUUUCUUAUCUGUAACUAUUAUUGGUAAAAAUUAUUUUUUUAAAAGCCCAAUCAAAAUUGUAAUUUUGUUUCCAAUAACCCCUUCACACUUGCACUUAUGUAUACAUGAUGGCCAGGUUAUACGACCAUACCCCGCAAUCUUGUAAAAACGAUGUGUAAUUGCAAUUUAAAUUAGUUUAUUGCAAAUUAUGUCAUAACUGCAGUCUCAUGGCUCACAACAGAGCGGCACAGGAUGCUGCAACAAUGCAAGUCUCUGAAGAGGAAUACAGAGACUAGCUCUCUGUAUCCAACGCUGCAAGCCCACCAUUCAAUAUAGCUUCUUAUACACACACACACAGCAACCCUACUUUUUUUUUUUUUUACUAAUGGUGUUAGUGGGGGACUAAUGUUUGUUUCGCCUAAUGCCUCGUAAAGUCUAGAGCCACCCUUGAAUGGGGUCUUGUCAUUUCUAAUGGUGUAACUUGAUUUCAGCAGGAGAUCAAGCUCUCGGAUUCAUAGACAUGUCAACUUUGAUUUGGCUAUCUGGGGGAGGGGGCAAGGGGUCGUUUGUCUACGACGUGUAUUGUGUCAUGGAUAGUUUUCAUUCUUACUAGGAUGACAGGCUGCCUGACACGGCAGCCAGUUGGGGCUGCUCAAGUGCUCUGAAACUCACCAGGCUGUGUGUAAACGGAUAGCAGCUGUCCUAUGAAUGGUGCUCCUUUAUAUCGAAUAGCAGUUCCAAUCAUCACGUAGGAUGAUUGGAACUGCUUAAUAAACUACUUCUACCAAAAACCUUUGCUGGACAGAGGAUUAUGGGAUUCUCUCAGGCCUCUUAUACUAGAAUGAGAUCCACUUAAGUGAAACGUCUCAUCCUAGGAUGGUAACUUAUUUUAAUAUUGGAGAACUCUUUUUAUUAUGCUGAAUUCCUUCUGAAACCCUUUGCUCACAGUGUACGCUUGGAAAGGGGAAACAGACGAGGAGUACAUCUGGUGUAUUGAGCAGACCAUUUUCUUUGCUGAUGGGAAGCCUCUCAACAUGAUUCUUGAUGAUGGGGGUGACCUUACAAACCUCGUCCAUACUAAAUAUCCUGAAUUGCUGGCAGGUGAGUGUCCAUAAUCCUUUACUGUGAUUUCUUUCUGUGGAUGUUUUGGUACUUUCUUUUGAGAAUAAUUAAUAAUUUUUUUUUUUUCCAAGUACUGUAACGUUUCCUUUUCUUGUCAGUAGAGGGCAGUAUUAAUCCAGUGUGUUUGAAAUUUUCUUUUUAAAGGAAAUUUGUGAAUUUGAAAAACUAAUUGCAAAGCUGCAUCUAUUGCUGGAUUUAGCCAAAUCUAUUUUUACCUAAGCUUUACAGUUUUAGGUGAAUAAACCAUUUUAUAUGGUCUACUGCUGUUUCUCAACUGCUCUGUACAGAGGCGCGCAAUGCUUGAAUUCCUUAUAGAACCAUUUUAAAGAAACACUCCGAGGGCAAAAUGUAAAAGAAUAAUCUUAAAAAUCACUAUUUAGUACAUGGGCAUAACACACGCACAGUGACAUUGGGACUUGGGCAGAUCUCAUAUUAAUUCAAGUUUAUAAGAAAGGAAAAUUAAAAACAUUUUUAUUUUUUUAUUUUAUUUCACUCCAGACAGCUUGUUAUAGUGAUUUAAGAAAAUGUCCAAAGCAUUACUAAGUUUGGGUCCAAACAUGGGGAAAAAAAAUACUCCAACUUGGCUACUCAUCCUACUCUACUAUUUUGGUCUAAAAUAAAAUCUUUUUUCCCACCCUUCCCCAGUUUCUGAUAAAGGCAAAAAUGUUGUAAAGUAAGUGACAGUCUUGCUAGCAAAUGUAAUGUUGAAAAUACUGUAUCUGCAUUUACAUACUCACACUACAUCUGUCAUGUCCUACCAGGCAUUAAAGGUGUCUCCGAAGAGACCACCACUGGCGUGCACAACCUGUAUAAGAUGAAGAGCAAUGGUACCCUCAAGGUGCCAGCUAUCAAUGUGAACGACUCUGUAACAAAGGUAAGGUGUGAAAGAGGAGAUAUGUGGAUUAUAUCCAGCCAUGGUUAACCUUUCACAGCACUUUGUACUUGUGCUUCUCCUAAUGGUUGUGAAAUGCAUUUCACAUUACGUGCCAGUUGUGGACCUGUAGUUACCGUGUAUGGGCUGGUGUUGCAUCAUGUCAAAUGCAGGUCAUAAUCACCACUUGUUUUUUUUUUUUUUUCCUGAUCUGUGUGCCUUCAAACUCUGUUAUGGAAAUAAUUAAUUUAUAAACAUGCCUCCUGUCAGAAUUUCCUUGGACAUACCCUACUGUGCUGCAUAUAAUUGCACCCUGGACUACAGUUAAAUACAUUCUCUAAUUUCUGUAUGUGUUGUGUGUUUUUUUUUGUUUUUUGUUUUUUUUUUGUUUCCCCCACCUCAGAGUAAGUUUGAUAACCUCUACGGUUGCCGUGAGUCUCUGAUCGAUGGUAUUAAGAGAGCCACUGACGUUAUGAUCGCAGGGAAGGUGGCAGUCGUAGCUGGGUACGGGGAUGUUGGGAAGGGCUGUGCUCAGGCCUUGAGAGCCUUUGGUGCCCGUGUCAUAAUCACAGAGAUCGACCCAAUCAAUGCAUUGCAGGCUGCUAUGGAAGGUAAGCCUGGAGUGUAACUAUCAAUGUUUGGGGCACCUCAAUGUGGUGAAUCUGAAACUCUCUAUAGCAGUAGGUAACACAAUACAGUCGUUACUAUUCACGGUUUCUUCUUCUGUGACUAUGUAUGGCAAAAUUUUCUGCUCCUCUUAACAAUGUCUGUAAAAUUGUUAAUAGCCAUUUACAAAGAUAUAUCAUCAUAAUGACCAUAACUAAUGAAGAUAAUGUUGGUAUUUUCUGUAAAAGUCUACAUUUUGCUUGUUGAAGGUUUGUUAUAACCGGUCACUAACUCCCUAGGUUAUGAGGUCACUACCAUGGAUGAAGCUUGCAAAGAAGGCAAUGUUUUUGUUACCACAACAGGAUGCUCAGAUAUUGUAGAAGGAAGGUAAGAAAAAUAAAAAUAUAUAAAAUACCCUGUGGUUGGAUACUUACUUGGCAGGGGAAGGCCUACCUAUUGAGUGUUGGCAGUGGUCUCUAGAGCUAUUUGUGGUCCAUACCUAGGUCCGUUUUAACUGUUGUACUAUCUUUAGGAACCGCUGUAUAACUACAAGAAUUUUCACUGACUAUUAAGGGAUUAAAUGUGAUCAGUCCACCUUGACAGCAACAUAACAUAUAUUACUUAUUUUUUAUUUUUGUCGACUGUUUCUUUCAAAAGCACAAGUUGUAAAAGGAUUCUGGAGAGGAUCUCAUCUUGUUAAAUCUAUUCUCACAGGCAUUUUGAACAAAUGAAAGAUGAUUCCAUUGUGUGCAAUAUCGGGCACUUCGAUGUCGAGCUUGAUGUAAAGUGGUUGAAUGAUCACGCAGCGAAGAAAGUGAACAUUAAGCCACAGGUACCUCUCUGAAACCAACAAUGUCUUAUCUGGAUGCCAUACAUGCAUAGCUAAAUAAAGUAAAAAAUUAAGAUAUUUUUUUUUUUUUUUAAAUUUAAUAUGAGCGACCUGCUUUUCAGAAUCUGUUGACUUAAUUAUUAAUAAUUGUGUAGUUAUUACAUUUAAUUAAAGCACCUCCUCACCCUGCAGGUGGAUCGUUACCUUUUGAAGAAUGGAAGACACAUCAUCCUACUGGCAGAAGGGCGUCUGGUUAACUUGGGGUGUGCUAUGGGUCACCCCAGCUUUGUUAUGAGUAACUCAUUCACCAACCAGGUCAUGGCUCAGAUUGAACUCUGGACCAACAAUGAUAAAUAUCCUAUUGGUGUCUAUUUCCUGCCUAAGAAGGUAAGACCUAUCUUAACACUGAAUUUUUACCUUUGUGUUGAUUCCUGCCACAUGUACUAGUGAUGGUGUUUUAAACCUAUACCACCUCCAUGUUAAAUGCAAAUAACUUGUCUGACAUGCUACAAAGUUCAAAAUAUCCCAGAAUUUCCUGAUCUUAGACUUGCAAUGAGAUCAUGGGUAAUAAUGACCGAUGUAGCUGUGGGAAAUACAUUUCGAGGCACAACCUCUAUAUUUUACAGUAGCUUCUGCUGCACACCUAACCCUAGUAAAUGGACUCUCCAGUGCCAGGAAAACAAUCAAUUUUCCUGGCAGUGCAGGUCCCCUCUCCCUCCCACCUCCCAUCCCUGGUUGCUAAGGGGUCAAAACCCCUUCAGUGACUUACCAGAGGCAGCGCCAUGUCCCACGUCGCUGCUUCUUCCUCUGCUCACGCUCCUCCCCUUCAUCACGUCAGCCGGCGAGGGAGACCUAAUGCGUGGCACCAAUGCCGCGCAGGCGCACAAGACCUCUCCAUAGGAAAGCAUUGAAAAUGCUUUUCAAUGCUUUCCUAUAGGGAUUUUAGCGACGCUGGAGGUCCUCACACAGCAUGAGGACGUCCAGCGACGCUCUAGCACAGAAAACCUGUGCUAGAAUCCCGGAAGUCCCCUCUAGUGUCUGUCUGAUAGACAGCCACUAGAGGAGGAGUUAACCCUGCAAUGUAAUUAUUGCAUUUUAUAAAAACUGCAAUAAAUACACUUGCAGGGUUAAGGGUAGUGGGAGUUGGCACCCAGACCACUCCAAUGGGCAGAAGUGGUCUGGGUUCCUGGAGUGUCCCUUUAAUAGUGUGUUAGAUCUUUCUCCAAUGCCGCACUUUUAGUCCUCUUCACCAGCAAACCUAGUAUUUAACUGGGCCCUCCAAUAAUGACUAAUUACUCGCCCGAAUGCCAAAAUCAAAGAACUACUAAUGAUGAAAAUCUUUGGCAGAAACUGUAGCAUUUUUUUACUUUCGAAGACCCGCACAUACCCGAGCCUGUAUAUACAGCAGCUGGCGGGUAGAUUUUAAUAAAGUGCACCUAGUGUUAUUGUACAUUUAAUUGAGUGGCACCCUGCCUCUCGUUUAAAUUGUUUUUCUGUGCUUAGCCAGAGGCAGAACAUGACAAACCACAAAAACUCCUGCUGUCCUUGUCAAACCGCAUCUGGUUGUAGUGCUGUAAAACUAACUUGCUGUAAAUGACACCGGAAACCUAACUAAAACUUUUUUUUUUAAUAUCCUUUACAGCGGAGGGAAGAAAGAGGGGUAAUUGGAGGAUAUGGGUAUAGAUGGAUUUGUAAAGUAAAAAUUCUGCAUUGUCGUGUGUGUGUGUGUGUGUGUGUGUGUGUGUGUGUAUAUGUGUGUGUAUAUGUAUGUGUGUAUGUAUGUGUGUGUGUGUGUGUAUGUAUAUAUAAUUUUCUUUUUUUUUUAAAUCCAACUUAAUUCCUUAAAUUGACGCAGGCUUUCUUGAAAUCUUCUUCUUUUUCAUUAAUCGUCACUUCACGGUUAUUCUUUUGAAUGUACGGCCUUCUAUAAAGUAUUUCUUUCCCACCUUGAGGUUGUGUCUCAGUUCUAGUUUUACUCUCCCCUAGGAAUUAACUUUUUUUUUUUUCAUUAAAUAAAACGUAAACUGGCCUGCUAAUUGGUAUUUGAAAAACUUUUUUGUCCGUACUGAUAUUUGAGGUAACUGUAGGAUUUGUUUACAGAAGGUACAAUCGGUGUAAAAUGUAUGUGGCUUCAAAUCUCUGUAGUGCAAGAACAUAUUAUGUGCAGUGUAUGUUGGGUUCCUGCUGACUGUAACGGGUGGAUUAUUUAUCGGAGUCUGACCAACAUUGUAUUUUUUUUUUUUCUUUGCAGCUUGAUGAGGCUGUGGCUGCUGCCCACCUGGACAAACUUGGUGUGAAGCUCACCAAACUUUCUGACAAGCAGGCCAAAUACCUUGGUCUUGAUAAAGAAGGUCCAUUCAAGCCUGACCAUUACAGAUACUAAAUCUUCUAAACUGACCCAAAGAUCAAUGAGAAAACCGUUUUCUAAGAAUCAAUACCUCCAUAUGCUUUUAUUUGGACAUGUGGUUGAUGAGGACCCUCUACUAAUGAACCUGCUCUCUUCCUGUUCAACUGUCUCGCGAUGUGCUAGGUUUUUGGUUCCCUCAAGGAUAAAACAAAAAUUUGGUAUUUUUUGUUUUGUGUUCAUUUGUGAAUUUUUCCAAAGGCCACCUCUAGGUAGUUUGAUUCUCCAAUGAAACAUCCUUCUAUAAAAAUGGAAGACUUUUUGUGUAAUUUGUCUUUGUUCAGUUGCUUCGUUUUACCUAGGUCUACUCAUUUCCUUGCUUACUCUAUUAGAGUUUAUAUAUCACACAUUUUAUUAUAAUCUGCUCUUUCUAUAUGUGCGUUAGGAAACUUGCAUUAUACUAACAUAUGUUGACACCCCACCUACCUAAAGUAUGGUAGUGAAACCCAGAACCACACUGGGUAGUGAAAUAAUUAUAUAAAACCUUUUCUGAGUAAUAUUGCAAAUUAUUUAAACUAAUUUCUACAUUACUCAAAUAAGUCUAGUAAUUAAAGGUUCACUCAAAGUACAGUAACCAGUGUUGCCCUCACACCGUAAGCGGUCAAAGUGUUCUCAGUGUGAUUUGACAACUUACCUUAGUUCUAUGGAGUAGGGAUGUGCAUGGGCAAAAGUUUCAAUUUGGCGGUUCGCUUCGGCACUUCUGAAAUUUGGCAAUUCCCUAACCCUACUAGGGUUAGUGGAAGGUUGGUGUGAAGGUCAGAUUCCUGUCAUCGUUCCCUUAAUUUUCCCUCCCUCUCCUGUUUUGCAACUUUUCAGAAAUCUGAACCACUUCGGCACUUUUGCAAUUUGGACAUUAGGAAGCAUCCGAAUGUUUGAAUUGUCAAAAUUCAUCAGAAUUUAAAUUCAGAGCAAAACAAAUUGCACAUGUCUACUAUGGAGUGCCUAGGUCACAUCUAGUCUUCUACAUCACGGGAAGCCCAAUGUUUCUAUAAAGCAUGAGUGCUGGGCCAUGCUGAUUGGGUGAACGUGUCUGGCCUUGUUCUUUUGAGCAAUCUGGCAUUAACAUAUUUUGCAAUUAUUAAACCAUAAUCCUAUUGCUUGCCAGAUUUUUCUUUAACCAACUAUGAAGCAACUUCUGCAGAGCUAGAGCAAAUACUGGAACCAAGUACAUUUUAACAAGUCAACCUUUGAGCAGUCUUGCAACUACAUCUCAGCCAAGGUAAAUAAAGUUUAAAGGUGAUGACUUAAACAAAUAAAGCUAUGCAGAGAAACAGAACGUGAACCCUUUUGGUAAAAGACAUUCCAAAACAGGCUGCAAUUAAACAGGAGGUUAAAAGAAGAGGGGUAGAAAAGAUUUGGGGGGGGGGGGGUUUUGUUUUUUUUUGGCUUGCAGGCUCCCAGUUCUUACUAGAAAGACAAAUGGGGUUGGUGGUGAAACAUGGCUUCUCUGCAUGUUCUAUUGUGCCACUAAAUGCACACGUGAUCUGAAAAAAAUCUUAGUGACUUAUGAGCAGCUGGUCUCUUCUCCAAAUGCCUCCCCAUGGAGUAUGACUUAACCACCCCCCCUCCCCCAGGGCCUGUAGAGAAGAGCAUUACCCACCCACACUAACUUAUGUCUGUGGGUGAACGAUUGGUGAGGUGUGUUGCACUAGGGCAGGUGUAGAUUACCUCUGGCACUCCAGAUGCUAUGGACUACGUAUCCUCUGAUGCUUUACCAGCAAUGUGGCUGAAACUCUCUUCCCUCCUCCAUUAGAUGCUCACCCAGUCUCCACUCCUUCAAAAAAAAUCAUUAGAAACCCACUUCUUCACAAAAGCAUAUCAAUUAAACUGUUAACUGUUGGUGCUAUAUAAAUAAUAUAAUAAAGAGCAUUAUGGGAGAUAUAGGAAACCAAAACAUCUAGAGUGCCAAAGGUUGAACAACUUCCGAUCUAUAUUGAUGGCAUACCAAAAACUGUUUUGAUUGAAGGGGUGAGAAAAGAGCAGAAAAGAAGUGAAGACCUGGAAGGUAAAUAUGGAGAUAAAUGGGGCAGAGAAGCUGGAGGUUAAAUAGUGGCAUGAAGACUGAGGAGCUAUAGACCAUAUGACUACAACGUCCUCCUGUCUAGGCAUCCACAUUGCAUACUUUUAGCUCUUUAACCUGGAUGGAAGUCACAGACAUCUGCUCCUCUUCACUGAUUUUGCUAGCAAACAUUAAUGUGGUCUCAAGACUGCAGGUUAAUUAUGACUAUCCAUUGAUCAUUUCAUGGAGUGUCUACAAAGUGGUCAUCAUUGGUGGGGAGGAGGCAGCGUGCUUAGGGUAGUUGUUCUGGUGAAUAUAGCCUGCCAUUACAGCCAUUUUCAUGUUUGUGUUUACAUCGCUGCCUAGGGAUACCUCUAGUGGCAGUCACUCAAACAGCCACUCUAGGUGCUUCCUGCAUCAGUGCUGCGCACUCUGCAUAGAGGCGUUAAACUUUCCUCAGAGAUGCAUUGAUUCAAUGCAUCUCUUUGAGGAGAUGCUAAAUGGCCAGCAUGGGGUGUGCCUCCGCCCCCUCCUCUUUGGCUGAGAUAAUCAGAAUUGACAAUCUCUGCCAAUCCAAUGCGAUUGGCUGAGAUCAUCAGAAUUUACGAUCUCAUUCAAACACCGAAUGUGACGGCAAAUAACCAUUUGACCCAUCUAAUCUGGCCAAUUUUCUUAAUACUUUCAUUAGUACCUAGCCUUAUCUGACAUCUUGGAUAGCCUUAUGCCUAUCACACGCAUGCUUAAACUCCCUCACUGUGUUAACCUCUACCACUUCAGCUGGCAAGCUGUUCCAUGCAUCUACUACCCUCAGUGAAGUAAUACUUCCUGAUAUUACUUUUAAACCUUAUGUCAUCUUGUUGUGGUAGUUUUUCUUCUUUUAAAUAUAGUCUUCUCCUUUACGGUGUUGAUUCCCUUUAUGUAUUUAAAUGUUUCUAUCAUAUCCCACCUGUCUCGUCUUUCCUCCAAGCUAUACAUGUUAAGAUCCUUUAACCUUUCCUGGUAAGUUUUAUCCCGCAAUCCAUGAACCAGUUUAGUAGCCCUUCUCUGAACCCUCUCUAAGGUAUCAAUAUCCUUCUGAAGAUAUGGUCUCCAGUACUGCGAACAAUACUCUAAGUGAGGUCUCAUCAGUGCUCUGCACAAUGGGUUUUCUGUGCUUUAGCCUCUUUCUACUGCUAAUAUCCUAUAGUGUCACUUUAACAAAAGUUGUAGAUGAUACUAAAUGUUUUACAUAAUGGUGUCUAAACCUGCAUAUCAAUCAGAAUGAGUCGGUUGAUUACAUAACCCAGAGCUUUUUAUUAAUUUAUCAUCUUCCCCCGCUUUUUAUUUAAAAUUGUUAAAAAAAAAAAAUCUACUGCAUGAUUAUAAACAUGGUGGUCUGCAGAGAUGUAGCAUAACUUUUCAAAAUUGGUGCCCAUGCAGUGGGAUAAGCUGCCAUUCAACUAUCCUGACCACUGGGUAAAUAUUGGAAGUAUUUAAAAAAAAAAAAAAAAAAAGUAAAACUUAGUUCCUUACCAUUUUUUUUUUUUCCAGCGCCAUGUGGUUGUGCCAUGGCUGUACAGCACUGGACUAGGAAGCACCUCUAAUGGCCGUUUGAGUAAUUGCCACUUAAGAUGUUCCGAGGCAGCAGUGUAAACACUGCUUUUUCACUGUGUUCUCUUACAGUGCUCAGCCUGCAGAGAAAUUCUAUAGAUACCAGAACUACUACAUUAAGUUGUAGUGGUUCUGGUGACUAUAAUGUCCCUUUAAAAAAAGAAAUAACAAAAAAUCCUCAUUACGCAAUAAUUAAAUGUUGAACCAUUUAUAAGAGAGAAAAAGAGCUAAUAAGACCGAAUUUACAGCAUUAAAAGGAAGAAUUUGUUAACAAUUUUUAAAAAGUGCUCUAUUGUCUAGAAAACAUUGUAUAUUUAUGGUCUUCGUGAUCUGCGCCUUGAUGUGCGCUUUUACACACAUGCAUUGUAUUCACAUUUCCUGAAGCACAUGGUGACCUGUGGGAGGAUUUACUUUGCACGUCAUUUAGGUCUUGCAAGAAUUGGCUCAGUUGCCUAUGACUAACAGGCUUUAAAUUAUUGAAUUAAGGAUAACGUGUCUAGAACAUGGGUUUCUAUAAAUCCAGACGGGGGUCUGCUAGUGUGACUAAGAACAUCACAAAGAUCUAUUGUUUGUGGACAAUGUGUAUCAGCUGUUGUUUUCGGAACGAUCAUACACAUUUCAAAUUUAUUUUAAAAUGCUUUUUUUCCCCACUCUAAUAUUUUAUGAAGAACAGUCAUUUAAAGAGCUUGUCAUACAGUAUAUCAAUAUGUACAUAAAAAAAUGUGCCUUGUUUUUUCCUUAUUAAAGGGAAAUGACACUCCCUUAAAUCGAAUCCAGGUUCCUAAUUCUUUUUUAAGUUCAGGCUCAUUAAAAUCUCCUUCUGUGCCUUCAAAGUACAGUGAGCUCAGGUCCCGACAGGUUAGGGAAAGGUAAGUAAUAAUGAUUAGAGGGUCCUUUAUGUGAAAUUCAGUUUGGACCCAAACGUGGUACUUUCAGCUAGUGGUAAACAUAGUAUAUUAUGCCCAAAUAUAUACGUGACUAUUUUUUGGUUUUUGGUCCAUGUUGUGCUAUAACCCAUUUUAGAGAAGUAUUAUAAUCCCACCGGGCCAGAGGCUGGUUACAAUUUUUAAACAGAGCAAAAAAAAAAAAAGCUAAAUUAUGGUUCCGGGGCCCCUGUCUAACCCCUGGGCCCUUGGGAUGGCUAAGAUUACCUAAUUGCAAAAUGGCUUCCAGUCACUACAAUUUCAGAAUUCAAACAAGCUCCCUAGUGAGAUGGUAGUAGCUAUAAAACAAAAUACAGGCAAAUGUAAAACUAAAGGCUUAUGGCCUUAGCACUAGAUAUAGACAUGUAAUCAAUGUGCCCAUAGGGCAGACAAGUUGCAGGCUGGACCCUAAGUACAAAGGCACAUGCAUGUAUUGGUGGCAGAAUAUAAAUUUCAGGCUCCAGUCCCAUGUUUUACAUAGGUAAACCUGAGAACAACAUAGCUGAGGGUCAGCAUGGCAUUAUAUGGGUUUCCAGGUUCUAAGGCAGUUAUGCUACCACACCUCUAACCAGCUGAUAUAUAAAUCCCAAACGGACGCACAGCCAUUUUGGAAAGCAACUCCACAAUACCACCAGUGACGUGCUUUGUAUCACAAAGCACCUGCUUGUGCCCUGCCCAUUUCCUCUCCUGCUUGCAUACACCCCAAUGUUGCUAUAUAAGGCACUGGGUAUGCUUACAUUCCACUUACAUAUUGUUCUAACACGCUCUAGAGCAGGGGUGCCCAAAUGGGGGAUCCACAGAUAUUUUCAAACUACAUCUUCCAUGGUGCUUUGUUAUUCUAAAGGCAUGCAAAGCAUCAUGGGAGUUGUAGUUUGAAAACAUCUCGGUAUCUACCUUUUGGGCACCCCUGCUCUAGAGGUUUGAUGCAAGAUUCAAGCUUAUAUAAAGUACUCAAUGUCAAUAGAGCAGCCGUGAAGCCGGGUGCCUGCAUAGUCAAUUUUCUUUAACAUGGAUGACAACAAUGGUUGUCAUUUAGCUGGUUAGCCCAUUAAUCUCAGCCUUUUACUUCUAUCCAUGUUUGACAGGAUUUAUACUGAUAAUGCGUAAGUAUAAAAUCCACGUUAUCAAGUUAGUCGGAUAGCGGUGAUCUCUGUCAGGAGAGGGCCCUGUUUUUGUCGACCUGCUCUCAAAUGGGUUGACAAAAAAAAGAUGGAGGUUGUCCCAAUACACUGAGUUCCGCAAUAUUAUUCUCAUUUUGGGUGACUUCUAAUAAGCCUUACUGUUUUCUUUCUUUUUUUCUUUUUUUUUUUUAAACGCAUUGUCAGUUACAUUGUGUGGUUAUGGCAUUUAACGAGUUACAUGAUUCAAUACAAAGACAUAAUGGUACAGACGGUAUGUUGCACUUUUUUUUUUUUUAUGCAAAGGAAAUAAACAGGCUUAUCAGAAAAGUCGUCAUGGCAUCUAAACAGGAGUUAUGCAAGACAAGUUAGCAUUAGAUUAGCAUAAUAGCUUUAACUGAGGAUACAUAUCAUGGCUAGUCAGACAUGGCGCCGUGAGUCAGUAUCGAUUUAUGUUGACAUGCUAGUAUUCAUAUAUAGGUGUUUUCUUACUUCACAGUUACUGCUUGUGCUCAGUAUCUUUUUAAUCACUGUUACUGUAUGUUUUCGUUUUCUAAAACAAUUGAUACAAAAUUAUUAUUUAAUUUUU